Molecule: messenger RNA, 5642 nt
Organism: Cloeon dipterum
Lineage: Eukaryota; Metazoa; Arthropoda; Insecta; Ephemeroptera; Baetidae
Gene: BRWD3
Product: bromodomain and WD repeat-containing protein
Exons: 16
Coding region: 72-5240 (1722 amino acids)
Biological process (GO): regulation of transcription by RNA polymerase II; regulation of cell shape; cytoskeleton organization
Cellular component (GO): nucleus
Molecular function (GO): protein binding
Source: RefSeq, a predicted model, not a curated record
AAAGGUGAAUUUGAAGCUCUACUAAAUGAAAUGGAUGCCAUUGGUUCGUGAUCAGUAAAUAGGGAAUUUUGAUGAGCUUGCCUGGUAAUCACUCUUGCUUGGACGUGAAUAUGGACCGUGAAAAUUCUGUUGAAUUAUCUGGCACGUCAAAAGAGCUGCACUUUUUGAUUGCCAAAUAUUUAAGCAAGGGCCCGUUCGUGGAUAUUGGCAAGGCUUUGAAAGAGCAACUCGAGGCUAAGAAGGUUUUGCCCAAACGCAUCGACUGGAAAGGCGAUUCCCAUCAUCAGUCUUUCGACGAAUUGGAAACCAAGAACUCUCAAGUAGAUGAUGAUCACCUGCUGCAGCUAUGCCAGCGUUUGUGGUCGCAGGGCUUGCCCAAAGACAAUUGUGCUCUCAAGGGAAUUGGACAGUACUCCAUUUUGCAGCCGCUCACUUCCGGGCUUGUGCGGAAUUCGAAACUUGUGCACCUCUCCAACCUCGCGCAGACAGCAAGAAGAGACAUUCGGAACCCGGUCCACCUGCUGUUCGGCAGGGAGAACAGCUCGCGCUUGCUCCAGUCAAGCAUUCAGAACGCGUGCCUGUACUCGAGAAUGCAGCUGAACCACCGCACCCUGGGCCACCUGUCAGCGGUGUUCUGCGUGCUCUUUGACAAAAGUGGCCGGUUCAUCAUAACGGGUGCCGAUGACUUGCUUGUCAAGAUCUGGGAGGUCCAUUCCGGUCGGCUGAUGGCCACGCUCAGGGGCGCCUCUCAGGAGAUAACUGACAUUGACAUUAACCCGGAAAACACCUUGCUGGCUGCGGGUAGUGUGGACAGGAUUGUCCGUGUCUGGUGCCUGCAGACCACGGCUCCAGUAGCGGUCUUGUGCGCGCACUCAGGCACCAUCACCUCUGUCCGUUGGUGUCCUUAUCCUGAAACCAUAGACUAUAGGUACUUGGUGACCACUAGCGCUGAUGGGUCGGUCGCAUUUUGGACCUACACUCACAGCAGACUGGGAAAGGACGUUGUGUUCAAUCCAAAACCAAUACAGUACCUGGAAAAAAUACGUCCAGGUCAAGCUCAAAUAAUCAGUGCCUCAUUCAGCCAUGGUGGCGUCUUCCUUGCUGCAGGUAGUGCUGACCACCAUGUACGAAUUUACAACAUGAUUGGGGACGAAGGUCCUGUAGGAAUAAUGGAAACUAAAGUCCACACCGACCGGGUUGACAGUAUUCAGUGGGCAUCAAAAGGCCUACGUUUUGUGUCAGGUGCCAAGGAUGGAACGGCCGUAGUGUGGUGGUACGAAGCUGCGAAGUGGCAACACAGAGUGCUUGACAUGCAGAAACGCCUUCAUGAGCCGACAGAAGAAGAAGUGAAAAUAAAGCUCAAGGUCUCCAUGGUCGCGUGGGCCUUAAACGAUUUGUACUUGGUCACCGCGAGCAACGAUCUCAUUUUGCGUGUGUGGGAGGCUGCCACAGGCAACCUCAUCCACUGCCUCAAAAGCCACACGGAGGAACUUUUUGUGCUUGAGAGGCACCCUAUUUGCCAGAACCUGAUGCUUAGUGCGGGUCACGACGGGCAGAUUAACAUAUGGGAUGUGACUAAAGGCGAGAAGACCAAGUCUUUCCAGAACCAUAUCGAAGGCCAGGGGUAUGGCGCUGUCUACGACGCCAAGUGGUCGCCAGACGGCGACAAGAUUGCCGCCACUGACUCGCACGGUCAUCUACUUGUGUUCAGCCUGAGCGAAAACGAACAGUACAAAAAGUUGCCAAAAGACAUGUUCUUCCACACUGACUACAGACCCCUGACGAGGGAUUCAAAUCAUUGGGUGCUUGACGAACAGACGCAGAUUGCGCCGCACCUGAUGCCGCCGCCAUUCUUGGUUAACAUUGAUGGCAACCCCUACCCCCCUGAGAUGCAGCGGCUGGUGCCGGGAAGAUGUAAGCUCAAGGAUGAGCAGCUGGUGCCCAAUGUGGUGGUUAAUGAUGAUGGUGAUGAGGAGAUUGCUGCGGCACAGCCCAUAGCGCGAUCAAACAUUGACGAGAUGAUUGAGCAGCUGGCUCGUCAGAAUGACCAGAACGAGGAACCCGCAGUUGAUGAGCCAGCUGAUGAGCCAAUGCAGAUUGUUGAUCCAGCGGUUAAUGACCACGCUUACGCCAGGUCUCCGCCAGUGGAGCCAUCACCAAACAGAUCUGGUGCAAACGCACCAGCAAGGAGGAACGCGGACAUGGAAGGAGUGAGACAGUCUGGUGGAAACUGGCAGCAAAAUGUCGAGUGCUGUAUCUGGCUCAAGAAAGAUCUCGUUCGACAGAUUAGUCAUCAUGAAGAGGAACGCAUCAUGAAGCAACACUGUGCCUUGGGAGAAGAGGAGAUGAAGCUGUUUGAUCAUGAGAGCAAAAAGCAGCCCAUUACCGUAGAGACUGAACCACCGCAAGUGCCAAAAACCAAAACAACGAAGAAGCUUCCUAAAAGGAACCGUGCCAAUGAGAACAAUCAUAACUACAGAACGAGGACAUCCGUUCUUGGUGCAGAUUUUGUUGAUUCUAGAGAUCUGCCAGGCACAUCAAGCAGUAGCAGUAGCGAUACUUCCGAUAGCGACUCUGAUAUUAUGAGCAACGACUCGGACAGCAGCGACUACUCAGACUGGGUUGCGGAGACAAACUCUGACCGACAGGCCACUUUGCAACCACCCAAGAGAAGCCGUCGCUCUACUGUUAUGAUGCGGAGAUCUUCGCAAGAGAAAGAAGAUGAUGAUGAUGAUUCGCUUGAUGAAGAUGAUCAACAUGACAAUGAUUCUCAGCCAGGAACCAGUGGAGUCAAGCGUGAUUCUCGAUUGCGACAAGCACCCAAAAAGACGGUGAGGCAUGAGGAUGACGUCUCGCCACCGAGGACUGUACGCAACCCGGCCACAGCCAAGCUGCUAGCUAGCAACAUCAAAGAAGUGCCAGAGCAGUUCAAACCGUCCGAGUGGCUGAAUGAGACAAUGCCCCGAAAAACGCCCUACUUCCCGCAGAUUGGUGACGAGGUUGUCUACUUCAGACAAGGCCACCAGAUGUACUUAAACGCUGUACGAACAAAGAAGAUUUACGACCCGGGGGCCAAGUGCGAGCCAUGGCUUAAAAUGACGCUCAGAGAGGUGGAGUUUGUUAAGGUGGUCGGCAUCAAGUACGAAAUCAAACCGCCUCGGCUGUGCUGCCUGCGGCUUGCUAUCAUGAACGUGGACACUGGCGCGUUCACCUCCUACUUCAACAUAAAGUACCACGACAUUCCGGACGUAAUUGACUUUUUAGUCUUGCGGCAGUAUUACGAAACGGCUAUGGAGAAGAACUGGACGGUUGGCGAGCAGUUCCGAAGCCUAAUUGAUGACUCUUGGUGGAUUGGGAAAAUAUCUGCCCAUAAUCCAGCAGACUUGGAUUUUCCAGACUCUCCAUUCCAGUGCUUUAAGGUUGUUUGGGAUAACGGAGAAGGUGAGCGGAUGAGUCCAUGGGACAUAGAGGUGGUUGAUCCUGAUCGGCUCCCUGCUGAUAAGGGCGGCUCUGUCAGCGUGCUGCCUCAAGAGAUUGAAGCUUCGUUGUUUAAGUCGGUCGACCCUCAGCUGUGGCUCCCUAGUGGGGAGCGUGAUUUGGAGUGUCAAAGACUGCUGCAAGCCUUUGACACAAUCAUGGGGCUGUCGGUGGCAGAGCCAUUCAGCGCACCUGUUGAUCUAAGUCAUUACCCGUCCUAUGCGCUAGUCAUUGCCUACCCCAUGGACCUGUCCAUGAUCAGAGCCAGGCUCGAGAACCGCUUCUAUCGCAGUGUGCAAGCCCUGCAGUUUGAUGUUCGCUACAUCGCCAGCAACGCUGAAAUUUUUAAUCAAAGGAAGAGUCAGAUUGUCAAACAGGCCAAUAUCUUGACUGAUCUCUGCUUGCAUGUGAUCCAAAAUUCAAGCAUUUCUGUGGUCGAAGAGUAUCACAGACUGAUGGGUACAUACAAAUCCGAAAGCUCUGAUGGCGAGGUCACAGGAGCAAAGGAGUUAUCUCGCAAGAGUCCGAGGAAGAAGUCUCAGCCGGUAAUGGAAGCUGACCCUGACGAGUGGAAAGAGAAAUGCUCUGACUUGUUGCACAUUGUGAUGAACAACAAAGACGCUGGGCCCUUCAAGGAGCCGGUCGAUGUGACAGAAUUUAGUGAUUACCUUGACAUAGUGCAAAACCCAAUGGACCUGUCAACUGUACGUGAUUCUUUGGAAAAUGGCGAUUACAAUGAUCCAGUUGAGUUUGGAAAGAACAUGCGAUUAAUCUUUACCAACUCUAAAAACUACAACACAAACCGAAAAUCUAUGGUGUACUCGAUGACUGUCCGCUUGUCAAACCUGUUUGAAGGCAGUUUCCAACCGAUAUUGGCAGAGUGGAGGGCUCAGCAGAAAAAAUCAGCAAAGGUUACCAACGGGAUCUCAGCAAUAACUACGCGUUCUUCAGCCAAAAAAAGCAGUAGUGGGGGUUCAACUGCUUCAUCAGUCAGUUCAUUCACCAGAGGUCGAAAACGGAUCGCCAUGGCAAACGGAGUAUCCAGACGACUCAGGAUAUCAAGUGACUCUGACGAGAGUGUGGCCAGCUCAAGUAGGAACAGCUUAAAUUUAGCUGUGUCCUCUGAUCAUUCAACUAGCACUUCCGCACUAACUGCCUUGAUAAAUAAUGGCACUUUGAGCAAAGCUGGACCUUCCAGACAACCUUCUCAACAGAAAACAAAUAAAAACAAAAAAUGCUCAUCAAGCGAAGACGAAGAUGACGUUGAUGAAGGUGGCAGCUCACCAAGUGGGAGCCGGCCAGAGUCAGCCAACUUUGCUGAAAUCGGAUACUACUCCUCUGACGAUUCAGACAACUCUUCAGAAGACCAGUCGGAGUCUUCUGAGGAUGAUGAUGACGACGACGAUGAAGAAUAUGGAAGCAGAAAAAAGUCAAAGCGACCGCAGAGGGCUGCAGCUGCUAAGAAGCGCGUCCGAAGCAGAGACAGUGAUUCAGACAGCAGUACCGAGAAGCGGAAGAGGCCGAAGAGAGCUGUGCCGGCCCCUAAACAGAGCGAUAGAAAUCGCAGGCAGCAAAAGGUGGUGUCCUAUCACGAGGGGAGUGAAGAAGAAAUCAAACCGAGGAAGUCAAGACGUGUAGUGAAACGAAAUUGUAUCGGAUCUGAUAGUGGAAGCGAAGAGGAAGAAGAGGCUCCCGCCAUUAGCGUGAGCAGCAGAGGCAGAAUCCGAAAGCUGACUGAGAAAGGAAGGAGUGUUUUUGACUGACACCACACUCACACAAUUUACUGUAGUGAAUUUUAAAUUUUUGUUCAUACCAAUUCAUUCCUGUAUGAGUGCAGACUACAAACUAUUUUUGUAAAAUCCGUGGCAAAUCCACUCAAAACAAUCGAGCCAAACGAAAUACAUGAUAGCAUUCACUGCCACAUUGUGAUGUUUGCAUUUCGCACAGUAGCGACAGACUUUUAAUCACAUUUUGAGUUACACAUGUUGAGCCGUUAAAGUGACUGCCUUACCCGGAUCAAUCUCAGUUUCUCUAUUCUAAUAUCAAACAGCAAGACUGAAAUGCAAAGUUACUUUUAUGCUACUGAUCUCCCCAACAAAGUACAGUCAGUAUUGAUUCAAUUUGCCGUACAAGCGUACAAAUAAAAAACACUUUUGUACUAUUUA